Oreochromis aureus is the source of this 2130-nucleotide messenger RNA. Its product is annotated as zinc finger protein 385D-like. The transcript is spliced from 8 exons. Gene Ontology annotation, molecular function: nucleic acid binding; zinc ion binding. Lineage: Eukaryota; Metazoa; Chordata; Actinopteri; Cichliformes; Cichlidae. Gene Ontology annotation, cellular component: nucleus. Bases 144 to 1322 code for a protein of 392 amino acids. The record is from RefSeq and is a predicted model, not a curated record.
GGGAAGGAGCAGCAUCGGCGCCGCAGGAAAGAAGGAGAGAGAGGGAGAGAGACUGGAGGAGAAGACACGAAGCCUCAUCUCUGCUCGGAGAUGAAAGACACUUUUAUCACACACUGAACAAUCGGAUCUCACUUGGUGCCGCAAUGUAUUUUGGUAAUGUGUGCCACAGCACUCUGCCGCCGCUGGCUCGUCCCACGCUGGGCAGGACCCAGCCCUCCCCUGACCCGAAAGCCCUCCUCCCCCUCCACCUGCUGCCUGGAUUCACUGACAUGGAUCAUAUACAUAAAGCUCUGACUGGCCCAGGCUUUGGGCUAACCUCACCCUUAAUAAGAAAGCCCAGUUCCUGCGGUGUCUGUCGUCUUAGAUUCAACUCUGAGGCUCAGGCUUCCUCCCAUUAUAGCGGCACGAAGCAUGCGAAAAAGCUGUUAGCUCUGGACGCCCCAGAUUCAAAGAUCAGGACCUGCGAACCGGUCUCCAAGGAAACUGCAGUCCUGUUGUCGUCGUGCUCACGGCCCUCCAGCUCUGACACAACAUCAGGAGAGCCUUCAUCGCUGAACUCUACCUCAGAAAUGGCACCAUCAACCAGUGGCUCCACUGAAACUGUGAAAGCACCUUCUGACCCUUCCUUGUCACCCAUUUCAAGGACAACAGAGAAAGAGGCACCAAAAGAUGGAGAGGUGGAGGCUCCAGGAGAGGAGACCGAAGAAGCAAAAGCUAUACGUCUUCUGUACUGCUCUCUCUGCAAGGUGGCUGUCAACUCAGCCUCCCAGCUUCAGGCCCACAACAGUGGCACUAAGCACAAGACCAUGCUCGAGGCCAGAAGUGGCGAUGGAGCCAUCAAAUCCUUCCCCAGGAUGGGGGUCAAAGGCAAGAUGGCUGCACCGUCUGAGUCAUCGACAGGACUCCAGAAUAAAACUUUCCACUGUGAGAUCUGCGACGUGCACGUCAACUCUGAGACUCAGCUCAAACAGCACAUCAGCAGCAGGAGACACAAGGACAGAGCGGCAGGUAAACCAGCCAAGCCUAAAUUCAGCCCCUACACUCCCACCCAACGUCACCAGAGUUUCCAGGCAAUAAGGCUGACUUUACGAAAGAACCAAGAUCUGACCAAGCCUCUGGCGUCUUGUGUCCUCCAGCGUCAGCUCUCUGUUGCUGCCGCCGCUGCUGCUGCCAUGGCGUCUUUGCCCCCGUUCCCUCUCCCGCCUGCAUCAAACUCGAACCCCGCCCUGUUUCACAGUCAAUCCCUCCCCCAGGCCCUGCUUCAUCCGGCACCCGGACCCAUCUGCUCAACACACACGUCUGUUCUGUUUUCCCCCUACUGACCUGGCCGAUGUCUCUAUCGCUUCUGAACUACAGCUAAAAGCAGACAUGAGGCCCGAACAAGAUGUGAUAUAAGCCAGUGCCCUUUGUACUUCACAUGCCAACAGACACCACGGGUGUCACGGACCAGACAUUUGCUGCGGUUAAAACCACAAGAGUGGGUCAGAUUGAGGUAGCAGAUGGGCGAAGACAGAGUAUUUUGAAAUGUGAGAGAGUGUGUGAAUGCUACCGGGUGCGUGGACACACGUAUUCAUCACAGAAGUGCAAGUUUUUGCUCUAUUUUGUAGCACUUUUGCUAAUAAUCUGUGACGCAUUAAAGAAAUUCCUCUCUCUCGAGAUAUAUAUAUAUAUAUAUAUAUAUAUAUAUAUAUAUAUAUAUAUAUGUAUAUAUAUAUAUAUAUAUAUAUGUAUAUAUAUAUAUAUAUAUAUAUAUAUAUAUAUAUAUAUAUAUAUAUAUAUAACAAAAGAUGCAGAAUAGCAAACUUCCAUGAUGAAUAUAGCUGUGUGUGUUUGUAUGUGCACAUGAAUGCUAUUCAGAGCAUGCUUAACUAUUAUUUUCCAAUUUUAAAAAAAUUGCUGGGGACUUUCACAUCGAUUGCACAAUGUUCCUACUUUUCUUUCUGUCUGAGGGUUAAUGCAUCCUCACGAGGUUAUUGUUGAAAAUGCUCCAAAAAUGUGCAAUUUGUCAAAUAAAUAAGUGCAAUAAUGAUUCAAGUUCAUGCUGUGCUCAUGUCUUUGUCGGAUGGAAAUUUAAGCAUCAAAAAGAUGAGAGCGUACCCAAGAAAUAAACAUUUGACUUUCUCAUUUCAA